This is a messenger RNA of Oryza sativa Japonica Group (Japanese rice), 1938 nucleotides long. The record is from RefSeq and is a predicted model, not a curated record. Lineage: Eukaryota; Viridiplantae; Streptophyta; Magnoliopsida; Poales; Poaceae.
AAAAGCAAAGACAAAAAAUGGGAGAAAAGACAAAUUUCUUCCCACAAAACGCUCACAGAUCUUUUGCCAUUAUUACUUUUGCUGACUCUUUUCACCGAUCGAGUUCCUCUCUUGCUCCUAACAUAAUUCCUCGGUUUCAUCGGAGCAGAGAUCGAAUUCUCCCCAAAUCCUCAGCUCGCGUAGUCUCUCACAGCCAAAUUGUUGCUCGUACGUGAAUCCGUUUGUUUGAGCUGAAUCUCCUUUCUGCAUCAUCAUAUCAAAUCCCCUUUCGAUCUUCAUCUUCCUGAAUCCGUUUGUUUGAGCUGAAUCCCCUUUCUGCAUCAUCUAAUCCCCUUUCAGCAUCUUCUUGGGCAUCAUACUGUUCUUGUCCAUGGCUGCGCCUGCUGAGAGGAGAUCGGAGCCGGACUGGAGCUCGGGCCUCCCACGGAAGCUGCUCGAGUUCAUCGCCAAGAAGCUGCCGUCCGGGCGCGACGCCGCCUCCUUCCGCCUGGUCUGCUCGCCGUGGUGCGCCGCGCUGCCGCUGGAGACGUUCUACCCGAUGCUGAUGCUCCCCUUCGAUCCGGACUCACCGGACGGCGACGCCGCCGUGGUCACCUUCUACUGCGCCAUGGACGACGACGACGAGGCCACCAUCGACCUGCGCCUCCCCGAGGUACGCGGCAAGGUCGCCUGCGGCAUGUCCCACGGGUGGCUGGCGCUCAUGGACGGCGCCGCGGCCGUCACGCUGCUGAACCCGUUCACCGGCGCCGCCGUCGCGCUCCCGCCGGCCGACAGGAACGUCGCCAUGGCGUCCUACAAGACGGUGUCCAUGGUCGACGGGGCGUGGAUUCUGCACUACAUUUCUGGUGCCACCAAGCCCAUCAAGUUGAGCAACAUGAGGGAUGUCUUCUUCCGUGAGAUCGUGUUGUCUGCGUCGCCAAGGAACUCCAGAGGUGUCGAUUGCAUGGCCAUGGCCGUGCUCGCGAGCUCGACGUUGGUCGCCUUCUGCCGGCUCGGGGACGCCAGAUGGACACUGGUAGAUUCGAAGCUCGAGUACCCAGUGACGUGUGUGGUGCACUGCCGGGACAGGUUUGUCGCGAUUGGCUCCCUCGGAGAGAUCUCAAUCUUUAGCGUCGAUAACACUGAUGGUGUAGCUCCUCUCACGGCGAGCCUGUUGCUCUUGAUGCCUCCGCCGGCACAUAUCUGCCAGCGUAGCUACAUGGACAUAAAUGGCGAGUUGUACCUCGUCGGCGCCAUUUUACGGGUCACUACCUGGACAAGGUAUGAGAUAGUGGUCUACAAGUGUAACCUCCUCGAUGAGAAUCCGUUGUGGUCCAAGGUUGAAGAUUCCGAGGACAUUGCAUUUUUCGUGUCGAAGUACUUCAACACUGGUUUUGGUGUAGCAAGCACCUCCAACAUUAGAUGGAGCUGUGUUUACUUAUCUGAACCGAGGUUCUGUACUCAUGAAGAUCAAAAAUGCACAGUUGAUAGUUAUCUGGAAAUGGUCGAUAUUAACACUAAUGAAUCAGCAUUGCAAGCUUACCGCCCCAGUAUUCAGGGUUUAGGGGCUCUAUGCUGGAUUCGUCCGAAUCUCUGGAGUUGAGGUGAGUGAUGCUGAAAACAGCGAAAGAUCAGAAGAGAAGCAUGCAUUCGCAGUCUGAGACAGAGCACAAUGAAAGUCCAGGACUGAAAUUAUGCAAUCCAAGGGUAGAUCAUCGCUGCUUCAUCCAAGGCUCGGUUUGGAGGGCUCAGUUUCUUUUAAUCGCACAUUUCGUAAUCCCUUUUAAUAAACCAAACUUUUCCUUUUUGUCAUCAUGAGAGGAGUAUCCUUGAUAGACAAAUGGUGAUUUUCAAGCAUGCCUGUAAACAUUUCCAGGGUCUAUUUAAUUUUGGUGCCAAUAGGAUUUGUAAAUUUUGAAGAUUGCUAUACAACUUCUUUCAGCAGGAUUUUGCUGCUAG